Caenorhabditis bovis is the source of this 390-nucleotide messenger RNA. The record is from the annotation of a GenBank genome assembly. Lineage: Eukaryota; Metazoa; Nematoda; Chromadorea; Rhabditida; Rhabditidae.
AUGUCCGAUUCUCUCGUGUGGCAAAUCAUCCGCAACAACAGCGCUUUCUUGAAAACUCAGCGCGGAAUUGGAAAGAAAUUUUCGACUGAGAAGUUCAACUUGAAGAAGGUCAACAGCCCACGAUACAGCGGAUUGGCCAACAAGUCGGCCAUCGAUGUUAGCCCAGCUCCAUCUGGAAAGGGAGUCGUCGUCUCCACCAAGACAAACAAGGGAAAGCCAGCUCAAGCUGUCAAAGCUAACCUUAUCACCAAGAGACCAAUCACUUCUACUGGACGUAUCGCCAAGAGCAAUGGAUUCAGCCGCUUCAGCAAGCUCGCCCAGAGACGUGCUGCCGCUAUCGUCCGCUCCCAGAUCACCAAGAAGACUAAGGCUCAGAAGACCGAUGCUUAA